This is a messenger RNA of Sitophilus oryzae (rice weevil), 806 nucleotides long. RefSeq lists its product as uncharacterized. The transcript has 4 exons. The record is from RefSeq and is a predicted model, not a curated record. The coding region runs from base 275 to 730 and encodes 151 amino acids. NCBI's taxonomy places the organism in Eukaryota, Metazoa, Arthropoda, Insecta, Coleoptera, Curculionidae.
CAAAACUAGGUCUUUUACUGUAAACAUGUUAAAUUCGAAGAUAGCGCCCAAUAGCGAUGAUCUUCCAGACCUUAAAAAUGUUACAGAAAUGAUUUAGUUUAAACGAGUCACAGGUAAAUUCAAAGUGUUUGAAUUUCUUCGCGUUUAGUUGAUUUUGGAAUGUUUAGACAACAAAUAUGUAAUUGUCGGAGUUCAGUUAUAGAGAAAUGAACUGCCCAAGAUUUGAAUUGAAGUGAAACAUAUAGUGCGUUUUUUUUUGUGAUUGGGGGAAAAAAUGGAUAAAGAGAUGACUCAAACGAAGUUCUAUAACAGGAGAAUGACUGUUUGGUGGUUUUUGAUUAUGGUUAUUAAUUUUAUAUUUGGAGUAGCUGGAAUUAUAAUAUGCAGUCUCAAAAUCAGAAACAUUGGAAAUGAGGACUUCCAAAUAGGAUUCUUUAAAUUAUCAAUGGGAUUUGCCGCAUGCAAUCUCAUACUAAGCGUUCUUCUUCUAGUCGCUGUUCUAAAGAGAGAUCAGAAAUAUGCCUUCUUGUAUGCCUUAUUGAUAUUUUUAAGUCUGUUUGCCGCUACUAUUCAUAUUGAGAGCACCACGAGCAAAAACGUCACUUUUAUAAUAAUAUUUAUAGUUUUUGCUCUCCUAUGUUUCUUGUGGUUCUGUGUCUAUGGAACGUACCAGAUAUGGCUCAAGGAUAAUUUGGCAGAAAAAAACGAAGUUGAGCAAACUGUUGUGUGAACUUUUUAAUUUUGAAGACUGUAAUUAUUUCUUCUGAUACAUUUGUAUGUAAAUUUGUUGAUUUCUUUGCUGAGAG